This is a messenger RNA of Neolamprologus brichardi, 2257 nucleotides long. NCBI's taxonomy places the organism in Eukaryota, Metazoa, Chordata, Actinopteri, Cichliformes, Cichlidae. The record is from RefSeq and is a predicted model, not a curated record.
UUGAUUGGGGACGACAUCAGUGGGCAGAAGAGACCCAUUGCUCCCUAACAGAAAGAAUAACUCUCUGUAGCUGCAGCUUAUUUUGAGAGAUUUAUGCCUGUUUUUUUUGUUUAUUUGUUUUUUUAAUUUGCUUGUUGAAACAUUUCUGAGGGACGAAAACUGAAAAGACGAGAGCAAUUUUACAGUUUCAUUGUUAUCGUUACAUUUGCCAGGAUGAUAUCUGCCAGAGUUUCUGUUUCCUUGAUACUUCUUCUCUUCAUUCACUUUGAAAUGGUAAAACCAUCAGACAAAAGUGACCGAGCACACGUAGAUGAUCAUGUGACUGAGCAGAUCGAGCAGACUGAGCAGACGGAUCAGAAAAUCCAGAUACCAAAUUUACCAACCCCACUUCCCACCCAACUGGCUACUACCAAAGCCCCAGAGACACCUGAGAGCAAUGAGUAUCUGGAAUCCUUUCAAUGUUGGAAGACUCGUGCAUCAUGUGAUGUGGCUUUUUGCCUUCCAUGGGAGCGUUGCGUUGAAGGAAAGUGCACAUGUAAACCUCCUUAUCUGUGCCCCGUUGAGAAUGUGAACCCAGUUUGUGGCCAUGACAACAGGAACUACCGAUCCUACUGCCAGGUGAUGGCGCUCUCAUGCCGGACCUGGAAAUCCCACAUGUCCCACUUUGGGGAUAACUGUGAUGUAAAUAGUCCAAAGUUCAGAACUUCAAUAGAUGAGGAAACCGGAUUAGUCAAGUUGUUUGUUCCUGACAGCAAUGGUGGGGAGGAAUUACUGGUGUGUAGGAAGAUGUGGAACAUGGCUGCUGCUAAUGUGGCUUGCAAGGAACAGAAGAAACCACUGGGUGCAGGAUCCAAAAACACAGUGGUGUACAACACCUUGACAGCUUCCACACAGCUUCCACGCAGAUGUGUUAGUGUCUACUGCCAAGGUUAUGAAACGUCCUUAGCUGAGUGUGUUAUCUACGACAAAGUGGAGGUUACAGAAGAAUCGUUAGUUGCUACUGCAACCUGUUACCAGGAAUCAACAGCACCAACAGACCGUCCCUUCACCUGUGCGAAUGGAAAGCGUGUGGAUCAACACCACACGUGUAACGGAAUUGAUGAUUGUGGUGACCAAAGUGAUGAGAUGUGCUGCAAAAAGUGCAGAAAAAAUGCUUUCCACUGUAAAACGGGAGUGUGUAUUCAUAAAGAAGCACUCAGUGAUGGCAAGAUCGACUGCCUGGAUGGCGAGGAUGAAUCAAACAAAUUUAAGUCAAAGCAAAAAUCACUUUCACAGAAAGGUCUGCCCAAAAAUUCAGAGUACAUCUCUCCGAUGAAUGAAACGAAGGCCAACAGAAAACACCUGGAGGCCAAGCUGUUCUGUGGCAUUCCAAAUGCUACCACAGUGGAUGAUGAGGAAGUGGUGCAACGAGGACAGAGUACCCAUGGAAGAGUCAAGAGGGUAGUCGGGGGAGUACCAGCAAAGCCGACCCAAAUCCAGUGGCAGAUUGCUCUGGAGGAAAACAAGAGGAUUGACUGUGGAGGAGCUUAUAUCGGAGGCUGCUGGGUCAUCACUGCAGCUCACUGUGUCAGACCCAACCCCCGUGCCUUCAGAGUGAAGUUUUCCCUCUGGAAAAAAUCUCGAGCUCAAGACACAACUGACAUUGUUCCUGUUGAGGACAUCAUUAUCCACCCAAAGUAUGAACAACACUAUCUAUACAUAAAUGUACUCUAUUCGUUUACAGUAUUCCUGUCGUUGUGUCCAGAGGGGAGGUCAGCUUCAGUGUUGCUCUGGGCCAACGUUUCUCUGAUCAACGAUUGCGGCAGAUUCUAUGGAAACCGCUUCAAACCAGGCAUGAUGUGUGCAGGUGAUGUGGAGGGCAGCGUGGACUCCUGUCAGGGCGACAGUGGAGGUCCUCUGGUUUGUGUGGAUGAGUUGGGAGUUUCCUACCUGUGGGGCAUCGUCAGCUGGGGUGAGAGGUGCGGACAGCCAGGAUUCCCUGGAGUUUAUACACAGGUCGCUCAUUACUUCGAGUGGAUUAGGCUUCACAUAGGUUGGUCUGCAGUCACCAAAUUCAACUCAUAAUAUGGAAAACCCACAGCAUGUGGCCACAUUUCAAUAUAGAUGUGCCAUUUUAUUUUGGUUAAAACUGCUCAGUGAAAGAUGGUAAAAUAUGCAUUCACUGUUUGAUGUUACUGCUUGGACCUACUGUUUGUAUUGGUAUUAAAAUACUACGUUCUAUCUAGUAAAACACCAAUAAAAUAUGCUUGUAAACAUA